AUGGGCGGGCUAUUUGGCCAGCUCUUCACAAAACUGACACUUCCACCCGCAUCCGCCGUUGAUGGGAAGACUAUCCUCAUCACUGGGGGCAAUACUGGCCUCGGCCGCGAAGCCGCCCGGCACGCCCUGGCCCUCGGCGCCGCCACGGUCAUCUUAGGCGUUCGCACCCUCUCCAAAGGAGAGGAGGCCAAAGCCGAUAUUGAAUCGAGUACUGGCAACUCGGGCAGAAACAAAGUCCUUGUCUGGCCGAUCGACCUUGAAUCUUUCGCUAGCGUCCAAGCCUUUGCAGAAAGAGCACGAAACUAUGUUGCGGGUGAGAAUGGUCGCCUCGACUUGGCGAUCAUGAAUGCUGGUAUAGCCUCAGUAAUGUGGGCUGUCACCCCCGAUGGUUGGGAGAGACACCUCCAAAUCAACGUGCUCUCCACGGCGCUUCUCAGUCUGAAACUGUUGCCCUUGUUGCGUCACACCGCCGAACAGCAUCCGCAAGACUGGCAAAGGCCGCAUCUGGUCAUAGUCACGAGCGACAGUCAUGAAUCCGUCAAAUUCCCUGAGCGUACGGCAGAUCGCAUUUUCCCCGUCUUGAAUGACCAGGGCCAAUGGGCCAAAUCUCAGAGAUUGGGAGGUCCGAUUGAGCGUUACGGGGUGUCGAAAUUGAUGGCUAUCUUGAUGACGGAGGAUAUUGCUCGGUUAGUGCCUAGAUCUACACAGGGAGACCCGCUCGUCGUAGUUAAUUCGGUGGCACCUGGGUUCUGCAAGUCGGAAUUGUUGACCAGGGAGAGUGUGCCGUGGUUUCUAAAGGUGAUCGAGGCCCUGGUUGCCAGAUCUGCGCAGGAAGGGAGCAAAACACUCUUGGAUAGUGCAACCCGCGGCAUAGCCUCCCAUGGAAAGUGGUUGGAGAACCAAGCGAUCACUACGCCGGGGAAGCUAGUGACGGACCCUAACGAGGCGGCAUAUAAGAAGAAGGAAGCCCGUCAUUCACAGUCAACUUCUGAGCACAGUUGA
Aspergillus nidulans FGSC A4 is the source of this 1002-nucleotide messenger RNA. RefSeq names its product putative short-chain dehydrogenase. The transcript is spliced from 3 exons. Bases 1 to 1002 code for a protein of 333 amino acids. Lineage: Eukaryota; Fungi; Ascomycota; Eurotiomycetes; Eurotiales; Aspergillaceae. The record is from RefSeq and is a predicted model, not a curated record.